Messenger RNA from Cicer arietinum (chickpea), 1222 nucleotides. Its product is annotated as ras-related protein RABE1c-like. The record is from RefSeq and is a predicted model, not a curated record. Gene Ontology annotation, molecular function: GTPase activity; GTP binding. Lineage: Eukaryota; Viridiplantae; Streptophyta; Magnoliopsida; Fabales; Fabaceae.
AGAAAUAGAGGAGGGUGGGUCCGAAUCUGGUGUGUGCAGGACUAUAUCAACAAGAAAAGUCUUCGCGUAACGCUACUGCAUUUACAAUCAUAUUACGCAGAGAGAGAGAGAGAGAAAGAUACGAAGAAAACGAAAACACAAAGCAAUUCGUCGUUUGAUCUGUUUCCAUGUCGCCAACGAAUCUCUUCUAACCGUUUGGAUUCCGAUCUCCGUGCUGACUACUCAGACUGCCAUAGGAUAGUAUAGGAUAUUAGGAUCACUGUUCAUCAACCGCCAUGGCAGCAGCACCGGCAAGAGCUCGUGCCGAUUACGAUUACCUCAUCAAGCUUCUUCUUAUCGGCGACAGUGGUGUGGGGAAGAGUUGUCUUCUUUUGAGAUUUUCCGAUGGUUCCUUCACAACCAGUUUUAUCACCACCAUUGGAAUUGAUUUCAAGAUAAGAACCAUUGAACUUGAUGGCAAACGCAUUAAGUUACAAAUCUGGGAUACAGCUGGUCAGGAGAGAUUCCGAACUAUUACUACAGCUUAUUACCGUGGAGCCAUGGGUAUCUUGCUGGUUUAUGAUGUUACUGAUGAAGCAUCUUUCAACAAUAUUAGGAAUUGGAUUCGCAAUAUUGAACAACAUGCUUCUGACAAUGUAAACAAGAUACUUGUGGGAAACAAGGCUGAUAUGGAUGAAAGUAAAAGGGCUGUACCUACCGCCAAAGGUCAAGCUCUUGCUGAUGAAUAUGGUAUCAAGUUCUUUGAGACUAGUGCAAAAACGAACAUGAAUGUGGAGGAAGUUUUCUUUUCAAUAGCAAGAGACAUCAAGCAAAGGCUUGCAGACACAGAUUCUAGAGCCGAGCCCCAGACUAUCAAGAUUAACCAACAAGAUUCGGCAGCCGAUGGUGGUCAAGCUGCACAAAAAUCAGCUUGCUGCGGUUAACGAAAAGAAUCAGUAUCUGCAUUAAGUCAGUGCAGGUUCUACAGUAGCGCUCAGUUGGGUGCUAAUGUUAUUCUGAUGAUGACAAUAUAAGUGGGAGCGUGUAUUUGUCCCUAUGUAUCUCCCUACUACAGAUGUCGUGUCUUAAAAUUUAUAUUUUAAACUAUUUUUUUUCUCAUUUAGUUGGUGGAACUUGUGCGGGCUUGUUUUGAUUGUUUCAAUUUCCUCUUUCAUAUAUGUAGUCUGACCCUUAAAAAUAUAUCUUGAUGGAUAGAUUAUCGCAACCCUCCACUUGCAAACUA